Molecule: messenger RNA, 999 nt
Organism: Aspergillus eucalypticola CBS 122712
Lineage: Eukaryota; Fungi; Ascomycota; Eurotiomycetes; Eurotiales; Aspergillaceae
Exons: 2
Coding region: 1-999 (332 amino acids)
Biological process (GO): regulation of transcription by RNA polymerase II
Cellular component (GO): mediator complex
Molecular function (GO): transcription coregulator activity
Source: RefSeq, a predicted model, not a curated record
AUGCCUAUAACAGGAGUCUACUUCAUCCCCUCCAAUCCAAAUGCAUCCACAGGGCUAGCCACAAUCACAGAGCGCCUACAUACAGCCCUGGCAGACGAACCAACAUUAGUAGGCCGUUGGUUCCUCGAACACAGGCUAAUGCGCGAUACACCAUCAUGUGUUCCAGCCUCAGCAUCUCAGCGCCAAGUUCAACCGCGCUAUAUGCAAUUCCUAUCACUGUCUUUUCACUCCAAUCACGGCUUCAUCUACACCUCUGAAGCACUAGAAAAAACCACUCACCACACGGCAACCGGUGUUAAUACCACGCCAGCUGGCUCACCCACCAACACUACUCCUCAAAGUGGAGCUCCAGGCGCAACAGCGCCCACCCCUUCCACCCCAUCUAAUGCCGCUGCACCGUCAGGAGGACCAAUGGUCAUGACCACCGUGCCGCUUCCAUCCUGUAAUGCUCUUUUCCAGCACUUCGGCUACGCCUGCCAGCCUUUCUGGUGCCAUCGACACACGGUCACCGUACCAGGCGGCGUGGUCUACGAUGUGGGUGAUUUUCGGGUUCGAGUGGGUGAUGUGCGACAGACUCAGCCAGCAGCGAGGGUGCGCGGAACAGUUGUGGAGAUUGAAUGGCGGGGUCCCUGUAUAGUCGAUUCGAUUUCAGCACCACGGAAUCCGAGCGAUGGGCAAAUAGCUGAUGAUGACGACUCCGGGAUUGAUAUGGCGUUCCCGGAUGCUAUCGAAGAUGCGGAUAUUGAUGCCGAGUAUGCAGCCAGUGCGGCGUUGAUCCGGGAAUUCUGGGCGAGGCUGGGCAUUGAGGGGGCCAGGGAAGCUAUCUUAUUGCCGGAUGUGGGGAAGGAAGCUAAGGAUCGGUUGAGAAGGUUGAAACAGAAGGGCAGACAUACUGUUUCUGACGAAGCAAACCUACAGCAAGCGGAUGAGGAUCCGGAUCCGGAUGCGGGUGUGGAUGUGGCGAGGCAGUUCAUGGAGAUAUUUAGGUUCAACCGGUAA